Molecule: messenger RNA, 7668 nt
Organism: Tuber aestivum (summer truffle)
Lineage: Eukaryota; Fungi; Ascomycota; Pezizomycetes; Pezizales; Tuberaceae
Source: the annotation of a GenBank genome assembly
AUGCAUUAUGGAAAUAGGUGGGACUCAUCGGAUCCCGCCAGGCACCCCCCUCCUCUCCCUCUAAACCCCGGAGCUCCAAACUCGCCUCGCACAGUUGGGACGAUACAGAAUCCGUUCAUUGUGGCAGAUAGGGCAUCGCCAACGCCAAUCUCAAGAGAGAUAUCGCCAACUCGCAGAGCUCCUCAAGCCCCACCCCAUCGAGAAGGAUCACCCUCGGGGCCAAAUAUAUCGCCAACCAGAGCACAGCAGGUAAUGGCUUCUCACAGGCGGAUGAAUUCGAUGCAACCAUCUCCAACAGUUCGUGAGAUGGGUAACCUCAUCUUGAGUGGAGGAUCGGGUUCUCCCAGCAAAAGCGGGACACCUACACCCAAGGAAUUGUUUGGGAGUAGCACUAGUUUCCCAGCCAGGGAACAAGCACCUACGCCCGCACCUCCGCCUGGCUAUCGUAACUCUCUGGACCUUGAUCGUUUGCCGAAUCUCCUUCCACCGCUACGUAACCUCAAAUCUCACGAAUCAAUGUCAGCCACGAUUCCUUCUAGCACACUUGCUACCACCAAAGACUUCAAAGAUUUUAAGGAAUUUAAGGAUCUUAAGGACCUCAAAGAUUUCAAGGACUAUAGCCUUCCUCCACUUCCUCGUGAUCGAGAUGGAGGACAAAGUGAGUGGGAAUCACGGAACCGGGAUAAGGAAAGGGAAAGGGAUGAUGGGCCCAAAUUGUCGCUUCAGGAACUUGAGACGAUUACAUCCCAGCUCUCCGGGCUUACGUCGAUAGCCAAUAGUCUCCAAAGGGAGAUGGCAAAUCUUUCUCGCCGAUCUAAAGACAAUGCCACCGAUCUCAUCUCGCUCAAAGAGGCGACCAAAAGUAGAGAUGAAGAUAUCCGUCAAUCCCUUCGGGACCUCGUCCAUGGCCUUCACAGUCUGGAAAGCGAUAGGUUGCUCACUAACUCCUCGCUUCCGCUUAUCACUUCCGGUGCUUCUACGAGUAGUCGAUCUUCGAGCUAUGCAAGCGAUAACUUUGCAGCUUCACCUGGAACCAGAGGUGAGAAAUCUGGUCUCGAAAUGGCAGCUCUUGAGCGGGUUUUGAGAGAAAUGUCCACGAAAGACGAACAGGACCGCGUGAUCGAUCUCUUGAGAGAUAUCCAGGAUACCCUCAAUAAGCCCCAGUUAGAUAGGCUUGAAAACGAAGAAAAGAUAAUAUCCUUGCUAGAGGAAUUCAAGGAACGAGACUAUAGCAAAGGGAAAGAGCUUGCGAUUCCUGGGAGGGAGAGAGACGGUGAUAUGGACGAAAAGAUAUUGUCUAUGCUCCAGAAUAUCCGAGAGACCCUAUACCAGAGGGAAGAGAAAGAAAGUGGUGUAAAGAUCAUCGGCUUACUUGAGGAGUUAAAGCAGAAGGGGGAGGAAGGUGAAAAUGCGCAGGUCAUUUCCCUUCUGGAGGAACUUCGAGGCAAGAAGGGAGGCUCUGGAAUCGAUGCCGUUUUGGCCUCCCUUGAGGAACUCAAAGCUAAGGGGGGAGACGAAGGGGUUCUCUCUUUGCUCGAGGGGAUUAAAGCUAGGAUGGAUAGCAUGAAGGAAGAUCUAACAAAAUCCCUCAGCUUAUCUUUAACUAGGCGCUCACCUUCAUCACAAGAUGCUACAGGAACGGGAUCUGCACCCGACUUAGUGGAGAGCGAUGAGAUCCUCAAUGUUUUGAAGCAUAUUAAGCAGGGCGUGGAUUCGGGCGAGGAGACAACUCGAGACAUUCAGAGACUCAUUGACGAAUGGAAAGAGCGGUGGGCUGGUCAUGAUAGGGAGGCACAUGAAGCAUUAAAGGACCUGAUGAAGGAGGUCGAAAUUCUGGUUACGGAACAGAGACAAGCAAUAUCCAGGCUACACAGCAACCCAGGUCUGCAAUCUACAGCACUCACCAUGACCAACCCUCCUCUCCCACCUGACUUGGACAAUGAGGCCGCUAUCACCGCUCUCGCUAACAUUGCGUCAACUACAACUCGUACAGAUAUCACCCUUUCCACCAUCAACGCCUUAAUCAAGGUUUUCCAUAAAGACAUGAACAGCGCCAAUACUCAUACCCACGAGACCGUGCUCAACAUCAGCAGAUUCCUCCAAGAACUCGGCAACACUGUUUCGAAUGCUCAUUCCCAAACAGGAGAAACUCGCAAGCUCCUCGAAGUGGUGCGUUCUGGAGUCAGUAGCGGGAAUGACCGACUGGCCGAGUUUGAGGGUGCAGCUCUCCGGAAAAUCGAAGAGCUUAUGUUCCUUCACAAACAUUUGCAGAAGACAAUGCUUACCAAUGGGGAUGAGAUGAUCUGGAAGCAAGAUGUCGGUGUCAGAGCUGUGGUAGAAGAAUUCCAGAGCGAGGUUGAGGAACUGUUGGAGAAGAAUAUGGAAGCCGUUAAGGAAUCUGCAGAGAAAGCUGUUGAGGCCAUAAACAAUUCUAAUCCCGUUUCUCUCAUAGGGGAACUAAAGAAUGAGCUUGGAGCAAUGGCACAGAGAAGUUUGGCCGCUUUUGCAGCCGCGGAUUCUAAGGAAGCACUUGCAGAACUCAAAUCUGAACUCCAACGGGCUACGGAGCAGAGCGUUGAGGCUAUCAACACUCUGAAUCCAGGAACUUCGAUCGAGGAAUUCCGGGCCGAAGUCAAAGAAAUACUUGAGAAAAUCCUGUCAACAAGUGAAUCUAGCUCAAAUGGGCUUACCAAGCUCGAAGAGUCUACCCCAACCCAAGCAGUCAUUGGAGAUCUAAAACGCGGCCUUGAAGAGCUAAUCGAGCGAUCCUUUAAUACUUCUAAUGAGCAGACGGGUGCAGCCAUUGCAAACAUGAAAUCCGUCAUCGCCGAUAAAACUGAAAGCACCGAGAAAAUCCAAACCUCGAUCGACCAACUCAAAGCCGUGGUUACCGAGUUGAUGGAGAAGUCAGUGACCGCGCUGGCGCCCCCCACAUCAUAUCCUGAGGCAGAAUCUAUUAAGGCUCGAAUUGAGUCGCUAGCUCUCGAGAUUACCAAGACCAUGGAUAACACUAUCGCUCUAUUCAGUGAUUCCUCUGUUGAAACAGACGAGAAAUUGAAAAAAGCGGUCGAUGAACUUAAGGCCGAACUAGGAGAAAUGAGCAAGUCAAUACCGGAAGCCGUUUCCUCCAACUCAGCGUCCGGCCUUGAGGGGGUGGUGAAGGAAGCUCUAGAUGAGAUGAAAGAGGUGGUUGGGCGAAUUGAAAAGCGUGCGGAGGUUGAAAGGCCGAUGAUUCCCAACCCAGAUGCAUCCGAAAAAAUGACGAGUGCCCUUGAAGAUCUCAAGAAGGAAGUUCAUGAGAUGGUUGAGAAGAGUAUCAAUAUGGCUGUCGGCACUCCCCAAACUGGAGAACCUGCCGGCAAAGUUCAGGAGGCGAUUGAGGGCCUCCGGGCAGACAUCACAAGCGUCAUGGAAAAGUCAUUGGUCGCAGCUUCAGGCUCAGACAAUUUCGGGGAGCUAUUAGAGGACCUUCGGAAGGAAAUUGCUGAAAUGUUAGAAAAAUCCGCGUCUAUGAUUGUUCCCCAUUCCAACUCCGACGAGGCGACAAGAGAGCUUCUCGGGGAGAUUAAAAAAGACGUUGCCAGCAUUCUAGCUAAAUCGCCGCCGUCCGAGUCAAGCUCUGAUGAUGUAGAGGAGGCCAUUGGAGGGCUCCGAAAGGAAGUAGGUGAGUUAAUGGACAAAACAAUGUCUAUGAUAGCCCCUAGGGCCACCGACACCGAAGGACCCCCACCCCGUUCCGCCGAAAGAAUAGAGGGAGUACUUAAAGAUCUCAAGUCAGAGAUUGGUGAGAUGGUCCAACAAAGCUUGGCAGCUGCCAUUGCAAAUUCGACCUUCGAUUCCGAAGAGAGUGUGAAGGAAGUAAUUGAGGAAUUGAAACGCGACAUCCGUGACACACUUCAAUUGUCGAUGAUGCCUCUUCCUGCCGAAAACACUGAAGCAGCAGAACGAAUUCGGACUGUGCUACAGGGGUUCAAAACCGAGCUUGGGGAGCUUUUUGAAACCAAGAUUGCGGUGCCCAAUGUUACUAUCAUGGAAGUCAUCGAUAGUUUGAGGGUUCAAGUUGGAGUAUUGGCAGAAAACCCCAAGGAUGGCGCAGUAGCCGAAAUCAUGGAGGAACUGAAGAUGCUAGUUGAGGGAUUGGGGCAGGGAGGGUCUGGCGGUGGUGUGGUGGAGUCAAUUGGGGAUUUGAGGAAAGGGAUGGGUCUUUUAGCGGAGAAGUUGGAUGCCUCUUCCCCGGCAGAAGUUACAAGUGCUAUUGAAGGGUUGAAGAGAGAGGUGGAGCAGUUAUCGGGGAAAUCCGGCGAUGCAUUUGAAUCCUUGAAACUUCAGGUUGAAGGCCUUGGUAUAAAAGAGACGAUUGAGGCGCUAAAGGCUCAAGUUGAAGGUCUUUCCGGGAUUUCAGGGGUUCCGGUGCCCUUCGGGCAGCCGGCGGCAUCAAAUGAGGAGAUAAAGGAGUCGAUGGAAUCGCUCAAGAGGGACAUCGAGGAAGUGAUGGAAAAAUCGAUGGGUUCUCUAGUCGCUAGCAAGCCGGACGAUACCGAAGUUAGAGAGUGGAUAGGCGCCCUAAAGGAAGAGAUGGUGGUCUACGUAGAGAAGAGUGUUCAAGCUGCUAAGGCGACUAAUCCCUCUGAAGCCAUUGAUGGGCUAAGGCGAGAAAUUCGAGAAGCAAUGUCAAGGUCUGGUCACCAUAUUCCACACGAACCAGAAAGAACGCAAGUUGGCGAAAAGGUUGAGAAGAUCAAAGAAGCCUUCGAGGAACUCCGGAAGGUGGUAGAAAAGAAUUCCGGCACAGAUCCAGCUACUAAGUCAACCCUGGAAGAAGGUGUUGAGACAAUUCGGAUGGUAACAGACGGGAUGAGACAUGAGCUUAAUAACUUCCGGGCCGAAGAAAAGGAGGCAAUUGUUGAUGUCAAUUCUGCUAUCGGUGAAUGUCGAGUCGAGGUUGCGGUCGUUAAAACUCUGGUCGACGAAAAACACACGGAAAUCAGGGAUAGCAUUACGGGGUUUGCUGCUGCCGUGGAUGAGUCCAACACAGACCUCAAAAGCUCAAUCACUGCAGUCCAUGCUGUGGUUGAAGCCCUGCAGAACUCAAGCAACGAAGCAGCUACGGGUGUUGCCGAUUCAGUUGCAAAAUUAAGAACCGAAACCCACGACGGCAUAAUCGGUGUCAACCUUUCACUUUCUGAUACGAAGGAAGGGAUUUCCGGGAUUUCUAGUGGCAUAUCCGAAGUCCACCAUGAAGUCAAAGGAGGAAACGCUAGCAUUAGCGGUGCCAUCUCCGAGACGAAGGAAAUGAUCUCAAGUUUCAACGAAACUGUUACCUGCUCUUCCACUGGGGCAAGGCAAGACAUUGACGGUGUCAGAAACCUAGUCGAAGCCCUGAAGAAUGAAACCUCGGCGGGCUUCGUGGGAAUAACGGACGCUGUCGAGACCGCCGCUUCCGAAGUAAUGGAAGUCGUUUCCGCAUUGACCACAAAAACCGAAGCUUCUCAGACCAACUUAUCAGGGCUUAAGGCUAUCAUCGAGGAGUCUCAAGCUACGAAUAAGUCCGCUUUGACCGAUAUUAAUACCUCCAUCGAAGAACGUGCGACCGAAGUCAGGGAGGAUGUUUUUGCGGUGAAAAAAGCGGUGGAAGAAUCGAGUAUUACAGUCUCUCAUGAGCACCGCAAAACCCAAAAGCAGGUUGAGGACGUGCUCGGACUUGUUGAUGGAUUGCAUAGUGAACUCAAGGGGCAGCAGCCGACACUACUCAGCGCUUUACUGGAACUAAAGAAUCUUCUCCAGGAAGCGAAUAAAGAGAUUGCCAAGAAGUCAGAUAUUGACGCUAUACCUCCUCCCCCUGCGUAUGACGACUCUCAGACCCAAGAAAAGCUCAACACGUUGAUUUCCGGGAACACCUCGGCAGCCAAGUAUCUUCCCCAACUCAGUCUUCUCGACUCAAUUCAGAAGCAGGUUACCACCACCUCCGCCGAUAUUGCCGAAUUCCUUUCAAUGCAAAAGGAAGUUCUCCUGGAAGACACAAGCUCUAAAAUUGAUGCGGCAAGGCAAGCCGAAAUGGAUCUUGAGAUUGCUAGCGCAGAAAGGGAAAUUGUGAAAGCUGCCGCAGCAUCCCUUCGAGAGGAGCAUGCUAGCCUCCAAAACUCUGUUGAAGCCCUGAAGGAAGAAACUAGUGCGCUUUUCACCCGAAAAUUAAAGCUUACUGGCGAAGUUGCUAGCUUAGAGACUGCCUUGGACCUAAGGCGGGACGAGCUUAUGCUUCUCGAAGCAAGGGCUGAGGGGCUUGAACGAAGGGUUGUCGAAGGGGUGAUUGAACAAUCCAGGGCCCUCCUAAUGAAACCCAAAGGCAAUUCCUCGCGCUCAUCAAAGGCCGAUACCAGCACCGCCUCACGCAAAACCCACAGCAGCCCAGCCGUCAAGCCAAGCACCAAUGGUCGACGAAAUCUCUCUCUCAACGAAGUCCAGAGUGAUUCGCCGACUCUAGGGACAUCCUCAAAAUCUGGUAGGACCAGUCUCACCGGCAGCACCUUGGGUUUAGGACAGAAGGAGUAUUCUGCUAGCCUGGGGCUCUUGAAGCGAAGCCAGUCAACCAAGAGCGUCGGAAGUUCGGAGAGACGGAAGAAUAGCUGGGGCCAAAAGCUCGGCCGUGCAUUCUCAGGCACAGGUGGCAAGGAGAAUAGCGAUGGGGUGCUUCCCACAAAUGAGGAGGAGGCUGGAGAGUACGAUGCCGAUGAAAUUGCGGAAGGUGAUGAUGACAUGGACGCCGAGCUGGAGCGUUUGAUGCGAGAGCAGGAGGAGAGUGAUUUUGCAGAUGGGCGGAGGGGUAGUAGUGGCAGUGUCAGGAGAAUGGCAGCCAAUGAACGGGGCGAGGAGCAAAGUGGCAGUGAGGCGGGGAGGAAGUCAAAGGCCUAUCCAGCGCUCGGGUUAGACUUUUCCGAUGAGCCUAUGAGCAGAAGUAUCAGUGGUGUGAGCACUGGGGCUUAGAUUGCUUUCUAUUUUUCCUAUUUCAUUAAUUUCAUUCUUCCCCUAUGUUUCACGGUCGCUGGUGUUUGUUACGAGAGAUGAUGGUACACCUGUGGGAUGAGCGGAAUCUUGUGAUACCCUGGACGUGUCGUUUAUGAAUGUUUGCUUGGUGAAGCUGGUUUCCUUGAUAAUAGCUUUUUUGUUUUUGUUUUUUGCUUCUUUAUUAUUGUCGAUUGCAAUGUACCUAUUUCAUACCCUUGCUUUCUCUUUCAUUGUAGUUUCUUAUUUUCUCGACUCUGAUGGCUGUUUUCCUGAAAUUCGUAACAUGCAUGCAUGCGAAUGGAUGGAACGGAUAUUUAGGGAUGGGCCGGGGGAGGUUCAAGGGGUCACUCUGGUCUAUGAAGUUCUUGUUUUCCUCUUUCUUUCUUAUUCCUAGGACGCCGAAACACUUGUUUCUUUAUUUCUUUUUUUAUUAUAGCGCAUGAUAUGCAUCCUAGGGUUUUUCUAUGAUACACUUUUGCUUGGUAUCGAUAAAUGUGAUUACUUUUCUUCUCAUCCUGUGGCAAACUUGAGUUAACCUGGCACUGAAUGAAUAACGUGAUUGAUACCCUGAGUUAAGAUUGGACGUUAAGUUAACUUAGUUUAGAUAGAGUGUUGUGGUGUAUCAUGGCCGGAAAGCUAGACUAUGAUACCUGCAUGUUGGAAACU